Molecule: messenger RNA, 930 nt
Organism: Heterobilharzia americana
Lineage: Eukaryota; Metazoa; Platyhelminthes; Trematoda; Strigeidida; Schistosomatidae
Source: the annotation of a GenBank genome assembly
AUGGGGCACUGGACACUAAUCGCUUCGUUAUGUAGAUGUUAUAAACUAAGGAGCUACAAACUCAGAUUUCACAAUUCAAAGGACUUAAUAACAAUCACUUAUCAUCUGUUCAUCUCAUUCCAAAUGUUAAGUGCUAAAUUACGUUUUUUACGUGGAUUAGCUCCAGUUGUCAGUUUUCAUCAUAAUGAUUCCCUUUUACAUUAUUCUAAUUUAUCAAAUAACAAAUAUGAAGUAUUAUCAAGAAGUUUUCAAUCAGAUUAUAUCAACCUGAAGAAUGUCUCUAAUCAACAAUCUUAUCAUUUAAUUGAAGGAUAUCUACAUAAAUUCUCAUCGACUAUUAUCAGUCAAUCAACAGUGAAUCAUUUUACCACUUCUAAAGCUUCAAUAACUAGACAACAAGCUAAUAAAUCUGUUGAAACAAAGAAUCAAAGUUGUCAAACUGAUAUAUCACAAUCUGAUGUCUCUAUGCAUAGUCUUUCAAUGACUAUUUCACAACUCCUCCAUAAAUUGAAUUGUCAUGAAUUAAAGUGUAUAUCAAAGGGUAAAGAGAAAAAGUUUCCAACAUUAUGGUUGAAUUUAAGUGAAUUAAACUAUUCUCCAGCUCAAUAUAAUCUAGGUGUUUGGUAUGAAUUACAAGCAUCUACGUGUUGUACAUCUCUUCAUAAUCAUAGUAAACAACAUUAUACUAAUCAAGCAAGUUAUUGGUAUAGUUGUGCUGUGAAAAUAGAUUCACAUCCAUUUGCUGCUUAUAAUCUUGCCUGUCUUAUACUCAAUUCUAAUUCACCUCUAGUUUAUAUUGAUUGUUCAGAUAAACAAAUUAUAUUCAGUGUGAAGUAUUUAAUGAAAUUAGCUGCUGACAAGAAUAUUGAACAAGCAAAAAAAUACUUAUCCGAACAACAGCAAUACCAGGAACAAUGCGUUGUUCCAUAG